Messenger RNA from Clonostachys rhizophaga, 255 nucleotides. The record is from the annotation of a GenBank genome assembly. Lineage: Eukaryota; Fungi; Ascomycota; Sordariomycetes; Hypocreales; Bionectriaceae.
AUGGGUGACUGGCAAUCUUACUUCGCUACUCCUUCGCCUUCGGAAGACUACCUGAAGCAAUUGGUUGAGGCAGCGGGCCGGAGGGAAGCCCUCCUGAUUGCGCAAAACGCGAUCCUUAAGAAGCUACUUGACCUGCGGACGGGAACUCAACCGGAGGCAGCCUCAGUCCAACAGUCAGUAUCCCAGAUACGUGACUGGACAGAAAUCUUGGUCGAUCUUGCGUUCCUCGCGACCGAGUCUGAUGAAGCACUGUGA